Messenger RNA from Drosophila santomea, 2177 nucleotides. RefSeq names its product nucleoporin Gle1 (gene Gle1). Gene Ontology annotation, molecular function: translation initiation factor binding; phospholipid binding; inositol hexakisphosphate binding. Gene Ontology annotation, biological process: regulation of translational initiation; regulation of translational termination; poly(A)+ mRNA export from nucleus. Bases 88 to 2100 code for a protein of 670 amino acids. The record is from RefSeq and is a predicted model, not a curated record. NCBI's taxonomy places the organism in Eukaryota, Metazoa, Arthropoda, Insecta, Diptera, Drosophilidae. Gene Ontology annotation, cellular component: cytoplasm; nuclear pore; nuclear pore cytoplasmic filaments. The transcript is spliced from 2 exons.
CAUAAACUGAGUUGGCAGUCUUGUCCUAUAUUUUUUGUUGCAUUUAAAGAGAGUAAAACCAUAUUCGAAACAAGAAAAAAAAAGAGCAUGGACGACAUGAUGCGGGCGAUGGACUAUCUGAAGGUGACAUCGACGAUGCAUAAUGCUGCUCUGGCGUCCACAGCGUGCACGGGUAGGACUUUGGGCGAGGAUCGGGAACCCAUAUGGGUGGAGGGCAGUAAGAGCACAGCGAAACCACCAUCACCGGUAGAAAGCCCAGCUCCAGAACAAAAGAAGAAGAUUCCCCUGCCCCCGAAAACCGAUUUUGAGCCCAAUAUAUCGUGCUUUCCCGACGUACAGGCCAUCAACGCCAGCAUUGUAAAGCGUGAGCUGGCGGAGGAGGGCAAGAGGUGUGUCCGCCAGCAGCUGAAGGCGCUAAAGGACAAACAGGACGGACUGCGCGUGUUGAGAGAGCCCCAGCAAAAGGAGGAGGAACGCCAGCGCGACCAGAUGCAACAGAAGGUGCUGCGGGAACGCAAUGAAAGUCUACUUAUCCAGAAAGCUGACCAGAUGGCUGCUGCACAACUGGAGGCCCAGCAACGCGAGCAAUUGUCAUUGCGCCAACAGACUGACCAGAAGCUGCACAAGCUGGCUCUGGAGGGCGUUUCCCGCUGCCAAAGAAGAUUCAACCAGAAGUACGAGGCUAUUGCCAGAAUACUGCUUUCUCUGGAUAAGGAGACGGUCAAGGUGUGCUCCGCACAAAACGCACAGCUCAAGGAGUUGGGCCAGAAAUUUGAACAGCUUGUAAGUACCGUUAAGAUGGGCAAGUGCGAUUUGCAGAGCCAGUUCCUCUGCUCUAUAAUCAAGGCGGAAGAGUGCUGCAAGAGCCUGGAUGUUUUGGAGCUGGACAUCAUUAGGCAGCUGGCCGAGUUCUCCGAACAAAUCCAGCAGCAGCUCAAGAUGGAGGCUGCUAAGAAGCUGGAAGAAGAGCGGCAGAAGCAGCAGCAGGAGGAGGAGCGACAAAAGCAGGUGGAGCAGGAAAAGCUUAGGCAGGAGGAGGAGUCGGAGGCUAAGAAAAAACAACAAGAGGCCGAGGCUGCCAAGGCCGAAACGGCCAAGGUUUCUGCUCCCUUGGAGACAAAAUCCCAAGAUGUGCCACCAGCGGCCACAGUGACAUCUACCUGUGUCCACCCAGACCGUCUGAAGUUCUACAAUGAUAUUCUUGCUCUGUAUCAGUCGAAGGUGGAUGCCGUAAAGCCGCUCCAAACGGAGGAAACCCUUAAGCAGUAUCGCACAGGUUGCCAGAGGGCAAUAAACCUGCCGCUGAACGCCAUCUCAGCAGUUAGUCCUCAGCAUCUAGCUCAGAAUUUUGACAAGCUGUACAGCUUUUUUGCCGGCCAGCCUACUAAAGUGAUGAAUGGAGCCACCAUAACUAUCAACGAUCAUCCGCUGGCUCGAGACUAUUGCAUGCUACUCAUGGCCAAGAAGUUUGUUAGUCAAACGGAGACUGCGAUAUGCAGUAAUCCCCAGGCUGCCUUUCCAUUUGCCUCUGUGAUAAUAACUUUUUGGAAAUUGUUGCCGGAUUUCGGAAAGGUUUUCCUUGCAUACAUGUACAAAGAGUCGCCCUUUCUGGUGCCCUACGUUAUACCCCAGCAGCCGGGACAGACUCCGGAGCAGUAUCUGAAGACCAUCGGCUAUAGGCUAACGGAUAAAAACGAGCUGGAGAAACCGGACAUUUACCUUAAGCGUCAAACGGGAAUCGCUCGUCUCUACGCAGCUGUGAUUAUUACUCAUGGACGAAAGGCAGCUGGACCGGAUCAGUGCUUCGAGCUGGAUGAAGGAUGGCUCUGGCUAACGCACAUGGUGAAUGUAAAGCCAUUGCCCGACAUUAGUGCUACCAUGAUCAUGGAGAUCCUCCAGACCCUCGGUUUCGAGUUAUGGCGUACCUACGGCAAGCAGUUCGUCAAGCUGCUGGUCUACAUUCAGAAUAUCUACAUGCCUCAGCUAGCAGCCUACGACGAAGGCGGCCCAAAGACGCGGCUGGAAAUGCUCUUAGCCAAGUUCCUGCGCGAACGGCAGAUUGCACAGGCCGUCGGAAUUUUGCCUCCAGGAUUUUGGUAGGCAUGCCAUUUAGUUAGUUCUGUAAAUCAAAGUUGAGUGUAUGUAUAUUUAUAAAAAGUGACUAAUGUUAUACUGAG